Messenger RNA from Closterium sp. Naga37s-1, 6591 nucleotides. The record is from the annotation of a GenBank genome assembly. Lineage: Eukaryota; Viridiplantae; Streptophyta; Zygnematophyceae; Desmidiales; Closteriaceae.
AUGGAAGUUCACCCUUCCCUGUGCUGGCUUACUUUCCCUCCUUGCUAUCCGUCUUCCCCUCCCCACUAUCCGUCUUCCCUCCCCCGUUUCUGUCUUCCCCUCCCCCCUGUCUGUCUUCCCUCCCCUCUAUCUGUCUUAUCUCCCCUCUUUUCGUCUUCGCCUCCCCCUUAUCCGUCUUCGCUUCCCCUUAACCGUCAUCCGUUCCCCCUAUCUGUCUUCGCUCCCCCCUAUCCGUCUUCCCCUCCCCCCUAUCCGUCUUCCCCUCCCCCCAAUCCGUCUAUCCUCCUCCCUAUCCGUCUAUCCUCCUCCCUAUCCGUCUAUCCUCCUCCCUAUCCGUCUAUCCUCCUCCCUAUCCGUCUAUCCUCCUCCCUAUCCGUCUAUCCCUCCCCCAUAUCUGUCUUUCCCUCCCUCUAUCCGUCUUCCCUAUCCGUUCUCCGCUCCCCCCUAUCUGUGCUCCCCUCCUCUUUUUCUUCUUCCCCUUCCCCAUCCCCUACAUACACACAUGGCCGACACACACCUCCUCUUCCUCCUCCUCGGACUCUCUUCCUCAAGCUCUGCGCCUUCGUCCCUCUCGCCCUACAUCACGCCAGCCAUCGCGCCCUUCCUCCCGGCGUGGCAGCAGCAGUGGGAAGCAGUGCAAGCCGGACUCUUUUCCUCAAGCUCUGCACCUUCCUCUGGUCACACCUCUCGCCCUACAUCACGCCAGCCAUCGCGCCCUUCCUCCCGGCGUGGCAGCAGCAGUGGGAAGCAGUGCAAGCCGGACUCUUUUCCUCAAGCUCUGCACCUUCCUCUGGUCACACCUCUCGCCCUACAUCACGCCAGCCAUCGCGCCCUUCCUCCCGGCGUGGCAGCAGCAGUGGGAAGCAGUGCAAGCCUGACUCUUUUCCUCAAGCUCUGCGCCUUCCUCUGGUCACACCUCUCGCCCUACAUCACGCCAGCCAUCGCGCCCUUCCUCCCGGCGUGGCAGCAGCAGUGGGAAGCAGUGCAAGCCGGACUCUUUUCCUCAAGCUCUGCACCUUCCUCUGGUCACACCUCUCGCCCUACAUCACGCCAGCCAUCGCGCCCUUCCUCCCGGCGUGGCAGCAGCAGUGGGAAGCAGUGCAAGCCGUGCUCAUGGACCCCUGCUCGCAGCACGCCCUGAUGGCCGACACGCACCUCCUCUUCCUCCUCCUCGUCGCCCUCGCCUCCCUCGUGCGCGCCCUCCAGCCCGCCCCCCGCCUCGGUCCUGGCGUCACACCCGAGCAGCUGCAGCAGCAGCACUGGCUGCACCACCGGCGCCACGUACGCGUUUUAGAGGGGUCUCUGUACACGGUUACAGUGGUGCUGACCAUGCUGGUAGGGCUGGCGAAUCUGGUGGUUUCCCUGUGGUAUGUCUGGCCGGGGUGGCGGCCGGAAUGGUCCGACUGUCCCAUAUUCGAAGAUCUGCUGCCGAUCGUGCAGUGUGUGGCGUGGUUCGGCAUGUCCUGGUCGGUCAUGGAGGAGAAAAGACAAGGUGCCACGUGGCACUUCUUCACUCUCCGCCUCUGGUGGACCUCGGUGUUUGUCCUGAAUUCCUGGAGCGUGAUCUACUCACUUGUGCAGAUGCACAAGGGGGUGCCUCUAUCAGUCGACGCAGCCCUUGGGAUCAUCGCCUGGCCCAUUUCAGCCUUUCUCUUCGCAGUCGCUUGCCAAAAGCCGCCGCCCGUUCACCACCCAAACGAACCUCUGACCGAAUCGCUUCUUUCCGGGCUGCCCGGAGUGGCCGAUCAGCCGACCGACCCGGGGGUCACCCCCUGGGAGCGGGCAGGCUGGUGGAACGUUCUCACCUUCCAGUGGAUCAACCCGCUGCUCGCCAAGGGGCACGAGAAACCUUUAGACCUGCCCGACAUUCCGUUCCUAGCAGAUUGGGAUACGGCGGAUGCUGCCCGAGAAGCUUUCUACCGCACAUGGGAUCGGAUCCGGCUCUACACGCCGCUCCAACAACCGUCCAUCACCUGGACCCUCUGGCUCACCUACUGGCGAAAGUUCCUGGCAAUUGCGUUCUGGGCAGGGCUGGAAACGGUGCUACUGUACAUAGGCCCGUCGCUGCUGGCGGAAUUCGUGAGGGUGGUUGGGGCGGACGUGCCUGUGCUGACUUUCGGGGGAGGAGGCGCUGCGGAAGUUUGUGCUGCUGGGGUUGCCGGUGAUGCUGGUGCUGGUGGUGGCAGCUGCAGCAGCAGCACUGGAACCUGGAAUGUUGAUCUGGCUGGGCCGUUAGCAGCUCUGGGAACGAGCCUGACUGGGGCCUUUGGCUUGACCGGACUGUUUGGCUCGGCUGCUUCUGCUGCUUCCGCUGUUUCUGCUGCUUCUGUUGCUUCCGCUGCUUCUGCUGCUGCUUCCAACCUCACCGCAACUGCCCAAACCAUCGCCUCCGCCACCUCUGCUACGGCGGUUGCUGCUGCCUCUUCUGCUGCAGCCUUCGUCACCCAAACAGCAGCAACCGCAGCAGCAGCAGCAGCAGUCCCAGCAGCCGCAGCAGCAGCAGCGGCACCAGCCCCAAGCCCGGGCGCGCCACCAGACGACCCGUGGGCGCAGUGGGAGGGGUACUGGCUGUGCGGGGUGCUGCUGGGGUGCAAGCUAAUAGAGACGGUCGCACAGCACCAGUUCUACUUCCGCUCUGAUAUACUCGGGAUGAACGUGCGGGCUGCGCUCACAGGGCACGUGUUUGACAAGGCGCUGAGGUUAAGCAAUGCCGCCCGCCACACGCACCCAAUGGGGGAGAUUGUGAACUACAUGGCACUGGAUGUGCAGAGAGUAGCGGACAUGAUGUUUCAGCUGAACAAUCUCUGGACGCUCCCUCUUCAGAUCGUGCUGGCGCUGCUGCUGCUGCACGCCACCGUGGGCCCCGCAGGCACGCUGGCAGGUGUGGCGACCAUGGUGCUCAUGAUGUGGGCACAGCUGCUGGUGGCGGGGCAGGCGAGGGAGUGCCAGAAGGAACGCACUGCUUGGCAGGACCUGAGGCUGAAAGCAACCACAGAGGCACUCAACAACAUGAAGGUGAUAAAGCUGCAUGCGUGGGAGGGGCGGUUCCUGGAGCAGAUAGAGGACUAUCGGGCGGAGGAGGCGGCAUGGCUAGCGCGCUACAACUACCUCAUGGCGGCCAACAUCGUCUUCCUCUGGAUGUCUCCUCUCCUCGUCGCCUCCGCCACAUUCGCUGCCUGCGUCGCCUUCGAGGAGCCUCUUUCCGCCGCCUCCAUUUUCACUGCCAUCGCCACCUUCCGGAUCCUCCAGGAGCCCCUCCGCUCGUUCCCAGAUGUCCUCUCCUCCAUCUCUCAAGCACUCGUGUCUCUCGAUCGCCUUGCCAGGUACCAGUCAGCGCAGGAGAUCGAGGUCACAGCAGUCUCAUGGCUCUCCCCAGAGGACACAGAGGACGCUGUCUUUGUCGACGGGGGCGCCUUCACAUGGGACCUGCCGCCCCCGCACCUGCAGCACAUGCACCGCCCCACGCUGCGGGGCAUAGGCAUGCAGAUAGGCCGCGGAGCAAGAGUGGCCAUCUGUGGGCCCGUGGGGUCAGGCAAGUCGAGCCUGCUCAGCUGCAUCCUGGGGGAGAUGCACAAGCUUUCUGGGAUUGUGCAAGUGGCGGGCACCAUAGCACAUGUGCCGCAGACCCCGUGGAUUCAGAACGGCACCAUCCGGGACAAUGUCACCUUCGGCCUGCAGAUGAACCGCGCCCUCUACGAGCGCGUGCUGCGCGUGUGCGCGCUCGCUGCUGACCUGGCAGUGCUGCCACGUGGCGACGAGACAGAGAUCGGGGAGCGUGGGAUCAACCUAUCGGGCGGGCAGAAGCAGCGUAUCCAGGUGGCGAGGGCCGUGUACCAUGAUGCCGACAUCUACCUCCUCGACGACCCCUUCUCCAGUGUUGACACCGCUACUGGCUCCUUGAUAUUCGAUGAAUGUGUGCUAGGUCUGCUGGGCGCAAAGACGGUUCUCUUCGUGACCAAUCAGCUUGAGUUCCUGCCCGCUGCUGACCUCAUCCUGUGCUCUGGCAAUGUCAUCUUUCACCUUGUGCACUCCACCACACUCCACCGCUCACCACUGCAUUCGGCUGCACUUCACGACAACCCACUCCCUCCGCCACAGGUGAUGCGGGAUGGGGAGAUAGUCCAAGCGGGGCAGUACGAGGAGCUGCAGCGCGCAGGCACAGACUUCUCCCUCCUGCUGGACGCCCACAACGACGCCAUGGGCUCCAUGGACCUCCCCCCUCCCAACCCCUUCCAACCCUCCCACACCUCCCACCACCACCCUCAACCGCAACGCGCCCCUUCCCUCGGGAACAUCCUGGCUGCCAACGGUGACGUGUUCUCACGGUUUGACAUGGACGAUCAAGAGUUGGCAACACUGCUACUGGGGCCCCAAGCCGGGGCUGACGGGCUCGGGCUAGCCUCAGGCGGAGGUUCGGGAGGGAUGGGAGGCCCGGGGAUGGGUGCGGGAGAUGGUUUGGGUGGUGGGGCGAGUGGGGUUGCUGCAGAUGGGUCGCUGGUGGGGGUGGUGGGCGGGGCGGGGGGGGUGGUGGUGGGGCCGAUGGCAGCGGUGGCAGCAGCGGUGGCGAGUGGAGCGGAGGACCGGCAGUUUGGACGGGUGAAUGCGGAGGUGUACCGGGCCUACCUUACACGGGCGUAUGGUGGAUCCAUGGUGCCCAUCAUUGUGGCUUCGCAGGUGCUUUUCCAGGUGCUACAGAUAGGCGCCAACUGGUGGCUAGCUCGUGAAGUCCAGCCCCUGCACCCAGCCGUCCUCACCUGGCCGGACGUCCGUGCCUACGCCUCCCUCGCCAUCGGCAGCGGCCUCUUUGUCAUCCUCCGCGCCUUUUUGUCGGUCCAUGUGGGGCUGAGGACAGCAGAUGGGUUCUUUCAGGACAUGCUGCACGCUGUGUUCCGCGCCCCCAUGGCCUUCUUUGACUCCACCCCCACUGGAAGGACUCUUGCUAGGGCAUCAGCGGACCAGAACGCGCUUGACUUGCAGCUCUUCUUCAACUUUGGCUCCGUGCUUAACAACCUCGUGCAGCUUCUGGGAAUCUUCCUCGUCACCGCUGCCGUCACCUGGCCGGUCAUCGUCGUCCUCAUCCCCCUCGCGCUGCUCUACGUGCCGCUGCAGCGCUACUACCUCUCCUCAUCACGAGAACUCACUCGAAUUGACGGGCUGACCAAGUCGCCCAUUCUCGCGCAUUUCUCCGAGACGCUCGCCGGGGCUGCAGUGAUCCGCGCAUUCGCCCAGGAGGAGCGGUUUGAGAUAGAGAAUGCAGAUGCAGUGGACAACAACAUGCGCGCCUACUUCCACUACUAUGGCGCCAUCUACUGGCUGGGGCUCCGACUGGAAACGAUUUCUGCGGUGGUGCUCGCGUUUGUGGCGUUCCUCUUGGUCCUCGUCCCCCAAGGCACCAUCGAACCUGGCCUAGCAGGUGUCUCACUCGCCUACGGUCUGACCCUCAACAUGGCACUAGUAAUGACCAUGUGGCAUCUCUCCAACCUUGAGAACAAGCUGGUAGCAGUGGAUCGAAUCCGCCAUUUCUCCGCCAUCCCCUCUGAGGCGCCCUUGAUUGUCGAAGGCAACCGGCCCUCUGCUGACUGGCCCAACCGCGGCUCCAUCAGCUUCGAGAACCUGCAGAUGCGUUACAGAGAAGCAAUGCCGCUCGUCCUAAAGGGUGUGACAGUGACAUUCAGAGGCGGGGAGAAGGUGGGAGUGGUCGGCCGCACGGGCAGCGGCAAAUCCACCCUCGUCGUCGCCCUCUUCCGAUUGGUCGAGCCGGUGGGUGGGAGAGUCAUGAUCGACGGCGUGGACAUCUCGACCAUCGGAUUGCAAGAUCUACGGUCCAGAUUGGCCAUCAUCCCGCAGGACCCGACCCUGUUCGAAGGCACGGUUCGGUCGAACCUGGACCCUCUGGGCCGGUACCAUUCCAGUUUGCUCUGGGAGGUGCUGGAGAAGUGCCAGCUGGCAGAGGCGGUAAUGGACAAAGAGGACAAGCUGGACGCCAUUGUGGUGGAGGGAGGGGAGAACUGGAGUGUGGGGCAACGGCAACUCUUCUGCCUCGCCAGAGCUCUGCUCAAGCGCUCUCGAAUCCUGGUGCUGGAUGAAGCAACCGCGUCCGUUGAUUCGGCCACCGACGCCAUCAUCCAACGGACCAUAAAGGAGAACUUCGCCCGGGCGACGGUGAUCACUGUAGCGCACCGCAUCCCCUCUGUGAUCGACUCCGAUAAAGUGCUCGUGCUGGAAGCAGCGCACCGCAUCCCCUCUGUGAUCGACUCCGAUAAAGUGCUUGUGCUGGAAGCAGGUGAGGGGGGGGCGUGUGUGCAUGUGUGUGUGGGGAAAGGAGGGAGGUGCGCUUAUGAAGCAUCCCAACACACUACAUCUAGAGCGUACCACAUCCCCUAUGUUAUCGGCUCUGAACAAGUGCUGGUGCUGGAAGCAGACUGUCUCUACUUGUCAUCUCCUCGAUUCACUCACCUCUCCCCACUCCUCUCCCUUUUUCUGUCACUCUCCCUCCUGGCCUAUUGUUCUAUUGCCCUCUUUCCUCUCCGCUUCCACCGCACUCCAACCCCCACUUCUCCUACCGCCCAUCAGCUCGCAGACAAUCAUUAG